AUGUCUAUCGAUACUAGAGGUAGUAAAAUUAAUUUGUUUAUUAUAAAUGACAUUAACAAUAAUGAUUGUAAUGAUGGUGAGCAAAACGAAUCCCCAUUGUCUGGAGAUAAACAAGAAGAGGCAGACAAUACCAUAACAGAAAAUAUUCAAACUUCAAACAAUACAAAUAUUAAUGAAAAAAAAAAAGAAAUAAUAACUCAUAAAAUAUAUUAUCCUCAAGUAAAAAUUGUAAAAGUAAGUUGUGGAAAAUCUAUAAUAGCAUUUUUAUCUCAAGUUGGUAAAAUUUAUUGUUGGCAUUUAGAUAAUAAAGAAGAUUGUGAUAAGAAUGUCCCAUAUUUAUUGGUAGAUAAUAUUUUAAAAAAUAAAACAAUACAUGAUGUUAGUAGUGGAUCAAAUCAUAUUGCUUUUGUUUCAAAAGACGGUGAUUUGUUUACCUACGGAGACAAUUCAUAUGGCCAAUUAGGCAAUAACACAAUUGAUAAGAGCCAUCAAGAAAAUGAUAAUAACACAAGUAAUAAUGAUGACAAUUAUAAACCUUCAAAUAAUUACAAAACAUAUAAAAUACAUAAAGUAAACCUCGAAAAUAAUAUUAUAAAAAAUGUAUAUUGCUCUGAUAAAUAUACAUUAUACUUAACAAUAGAUGGUAUGUUAUACGGUUUUGGAUUGAUUAAUGAACAUUUUCUUAAAUCAAAACAAAAUCAGGAUAAAAUAAAUAAAACAUUAUUAUAUCCUCAUCUUAUUGAUACAAAUAAUAUAGCUUUUAAAAAAAUAGCAAUCGGAAAUAAUUUUAUAUUAGGAAUCAAUUUUAAUAAUAAUGUUUAUUCAUGGGGUAGUAAUGAUAAUGGUGUUUUAGGCCAUGGAAAUUUUUUAGAUUAUUUUGAACCUAAUAAAAUAGAAAAUUUAAAAAAUGUUAAUUUUAUUAGUGCAGGUAAAAUAAGUUUAUGUAAAACAACAGAUGAUGAUAUAUAUAUUUGGGGAGGUACUUAUGGAAAUAAGCCAAAUAUUAUAAAAAAUAAAUUUGAUAGUUUGCAUAUAAAUAGUAAUUAUAUUAUCGGAUUAUGCUCACAAAAAAAUAUGUGGAUAAAAAAUAUCAAUACAUCAUCUCAUGGAUAUUAUAUUAAUAAUUUAAAAAUUAAUUUAAUCAGUUCAUAUGAUAAUCUAAUUAUUGGAGUAGACAACUUUUUACAAACUGACAAUGUCAUAGAUACAAAAAUCGAUUCUAUUCCCAACAAAAAUGCCAACUCAUCAGUAGAAGCAAACUCUGAAUCUGUUUCAGAGGGCCCAAAUGAGGAUGAUAAAGCAGAUGUAAAAGACAAAGUAAAUGCAAAAGAUGAAGUUGAUGAUCAAAAUCAUGAGGAUCAAACAGCUAUCACUUUAAAUGGGGCACAAAAUGAUGACAACGUUGACAAUGUUGAUAACGUCAAAGAUACUGAUGAUGCUUGUGAUUUGAAUAAGCCUGAAGAAAAUGAUGAAACUCAAAAUUUUAAGGAUCAAAUAGAUGACGAAAAAGUAAAAACUGAAUCUAUAUUAAAAUGUAAUGAAGAAGCUAGCCAAAAUAAUAUUUCACCGACAACUGAAAAUGACAACAUUAUUGAUAGUGAUGACAAGGAUGAAAAUGACAAUAUUAAUGCAUUAAAAAAUGAUGAAGAUAAUUCGGUUUCUGUCAGCCCAGACAAUGACAAUUCUUCAUCUCUCAAAGAAUCUGAAACUGAGAUCAACGAUGAAAAGGAUGACCCAAAUGAAAGUAAAACAGAUAAAAUAAAUGAAUCAAAUAAUAGUGAUUUGAUUAAUUUUUCUCUUUCUGAAUCUGAUGAAAAAGAAAUAAAAGAAGAGACUCCAUCAUAUUUUGAUCCAAUUUGUAAAAUGCAAAAUGAUUCCAAUUAUUUUGACAAUAAUAAUGAUGAUAGUACCUUUGAAAUGGAUAGUAACUAUGAUGAUAAAACAGAAGGACAUAAUAACAUUCUUAAUAUGGAAAAUGAAAAUAUUGAAGAUUUAUAUAAUAGUACAAAUUCUAUUAGUGAUGAUAAUGAAUGUGAUAUAGAAGAUGAGUUAAAUAAAUAUUAUGAUGAAGACGAGGAUUUUUUUUCAACUAAUUUUUAUGGACUUUCAGAAUCUGAUUAUUUAGAUGCAAAAAAUAUUAUUAUUAUUAAUAAUGAUCAAAAUAAUCCAAAUUUAAAAUCAGCUUUAAAAAAAGUACCAAGUACAUCUGAAAUAAGAAAAAGUGUGUCAUUUUCAAAAUAUACAUAUGAUUUAGAAAGAGAUAGCUAUGAGCCAAUUAAUGUUAAUUUAGAUUAUGAUGGCAAUAUUAUUGAAUCUGAUGAUGAUAAAAAUAGUGAGUAUAGUGAUGAUUCUUAUGAAGAAAAUAGAUGUGAUCAACUAAAUGAAUCACAUAUUAUGGAUUUUGAAGCAAGCAAUAUUGAUAAUACAUGUCGAGAAUAUUUCAAUUUUCCAAAUGAUCAAGGCUAUCAUAAAAUGGAAAAUGAACAAGACAAUGAAACAGACAUAUCUAAUGUUAAUAAAAAUGAUGAUAAUGAUUUUGAAAAUUAUUAUAAAGAACAGUUAGAAGAAUCUGCAAAUUGUAAUAAUGACUCAAUGAUGAAUAAUACUUAUUUAAUUAAAAAUGAAAAUAUAAAAAUGGAAAUAAAUAAUGAGGAAUAUUGUCAAAAUGGUGAGUUAGAUAUGAAUAAUACCAACUUAUCUAUAGAAGACUCUAAUAUAGAAAAAAGUUGUGAAAACACAAACAUUGAAGAAAAAGACAAUUUAAAAAAUAUAGAAGCAUUUGAAAAUGCAAACACAUCGUCAACCCAUUUUAGAGAUCACGAAAUAAAUAAUGAAAAUUACAUAAAUAAUAAUAUUACAGAUAUGAACAUAUUAAAUAAAUACACAGAUUACAACACAAAUGUUGGUACUAAUCAAAAUGUUGAAUUAAACCCUAUUUGCACACAUAAUGAAGAAGAUGAAAUUUACAUAUUUGGUAUAGACAAUUUUCUAUAUAAUUUUGAUAUGCUUAAAGAUUUUAUAAAAAAAAUUAGAAAAAAAGCUAAAUAUAAUAAAAAAUUACUUAAUUAUGAAAAGAAAGAAAAAAAUGGAAAAUAUAGGUUACACAUUUUACUAUCAAACAACACAAUAUUUAAUAUUAAAAAAAAGUUUAAAAUUCGAUAUAAUAUAAGUAAAAAAAAUAUUAAAAAAAAAUACUUAACAAAAUCUAUGAAAAAUUAUUACCAAAAUAUGAUUUUAAAAAAUCAAAGGAUUGAAAAGGAAAGUGAAAUUAAAACUUUUCCUUUAUUAAAAUCAAAUAAUAAAAAAAGAAUAAACACUAUUGAUAUGUCUAAUUAUAAUAAACAUGAUGAUUUAAUAAAUUUAAAUACAAUUAUUUCGCAAAAUGAUCAAUUAAAUUUUGUAAAAAAUCAAUCAACAAAAAAAAAACAAAAUACAAUUGUUAAUAAUAACAUUUUUUAUAAAAUUGUAACAAAUAAUAAAAAUAAAACAAUUUCCGAGGUAGCCAUAAAAAAUGAACAAAAUGCAAAUAAAUUAUUAACAAGUCAGAAUGUUUUGGAAAAUGGAAAAAAAAAUCUUGUAUUAAUUAAUACCAAAAAUAAAGCUGUAUCUUCUGGAUAUAAUCUUGUUCAGAAAAAAAAAAUACAAAAUUUAAAGAGUGAACAAUUAUUUGUGUCAGGUAUAGGAGUUACCAAUUUGUGUAAUAAGCAAGUAGACAAUGGAAUUGACUAUCCUAAUAAUGAUGAUGUAAAUAAUAAAGAAUAUAAUAUGGAUAAUCAAAAAAUAAUUAAUGUAAAAGAAGGAGAAUAUUAUAAAGAAAAUGAUAAGGAUGCAGAAAAUUCUAGCCAUUUUUCCAUUUCUACUCAAAAUGGUACACCUAUGGUAGAAUCAAUUAAUAAUACAAAUAAUUUUAAUUAUAUGCAUUUAUUUACUUAUAAAAAAGGAAAUAAAAAAGAUUAUCAAACUUCACAAUUAAGUAAAGCUACCCAAGUUAUUUAUAAUACUGAAAAUGGAAAAUUAAUUCCAAAGUUACAAAUAAAAACACCACAAAAUGGUAAAAAUUGUUUAUCUAAAACUAGUGGUAGAUUUGGAAAAAUACCAUUUAAUGCUAAUUAUGAAAAAGAAAUAAUUAACAAUAUAAAUGAUUUAGGAAAAAAUUCUAUUAUUAAAAAUAUUGUUUGUAUAAAUAGUGACCCUAUAGAAGGUAUCGAAUGUAAGGUUGAGGAAAAUUGUUCAACAAAUAUAAAUGGAAAAAUGCUAAAAAAAAAAAUAAUUAAAAAAGGAUCUACUAAGUUAUAUAAUAUGAGUAACACAAAUUUAAAAAAAACAGAAAAAGCCACUUCAAGCAUUAUAAAUAAGAAUAAAGAGUCAUCAAAUUUAAGUCACACUAUUCAAACUAAGCCAUCUAUUGUCACCAAAAUGGAUAAUAAAAAAAUUAAUAAAAAAAAAAAAGACAGUCAAGAGUUAGUUAUUUAUAAUAAUCCAAUAGAUAACGAUGAAACAAAUGCUAAAAGUAAAAAUAUGAUGUCUAUAAAAAAUGAAACAACUCAAGAUAGUAUUGUCUUAUUAAAUAAGAAAAAAAAAGUAACAACUAAUACAGUUUUAAAUAUAAAUAAAAAAGUUAAACCCCAAAAAAUGUGUAUAACAGAUACAGAUAACUACAAUUUCAAUGAGGAAGAAAAAAAUAAUUCCAAAUCAGUUUCUUUAUUAUCAUUAAAAGGGAAAGAAAAUAAAACAAAAAUUUUUAAAAAUUUAAAAAAAGAAAUAAAAUCUAUGAAAAAAUAUAUUUCCAAUGAAAAUAGUAAACAGAAUAAGACACAAAAUGUAGAACCCUUUUUAGAUGAAAAUGGAAUAGAAAAAAAUAAAAACAUGUUAAUAAAUAAAAUGGAUAAUAAUAUAAAUGGUGAAGAAGAAUAUAUUAAUUGUGAUGAUUAUUGUAAAAAUAUUAAAAAUAAUUUAGAAACAAAUUUAAAUAAAAAAAAUGUAUAUAUAAAAUAUGCUAAGCGUAUGUUAAAGGAUAUAAAAUAUAUAAUAACUGAAUAUAAUAAUAUAAAAAAUGAAAAAGAAGAAAUGAGUAAACAAAAUAAUUAUCUUCGAUUUUUAUUAGAAAGUACAGUCGCAAAAACUAAUGAGAUGAUUAGAAUAAAUAAAAAUUCAAUUCAGACAUAUAUAGAAAAAAUCCAAAAUGAAAAUAAAAUUUUAAAAAAUGAACUUGAUGAAGAAUCACAUCAACAUCAUUAUGAUUUACAGCAAUUAGUAAAUAAAAUAUUAAGCAUUGAAAAAGUUAAAGAAGAUGUAAUAAAACAAAAUGGAGAAUACAAUAAUAAAUUAUCUUUAUUAUCAAAACAAUGUGAACAAUAUAAACAAAAAGAAGAAAAGUUGUUACAAAAUAAUUAUAAUGAAUUAAAAGAAAAUUAUAAUUCAAUAAAAAGUUAUAAUCAUGAAUUAUUAACAAAAAGUAAUCAACUAAAAGAUGAAACAGUAAAUCUAAAAACACAGAUUAAAGAAAAGGAUAUUAUAAUUGCUCAAUAUGCUGAAAAAAUCAAUACUUCCAAUAUAAAUAAUAUUUUACAUACCAAACAUCAAACAAAAAAUGCAAAUACCUUAGAUAGUCUAAAAUAUAAUAGUGAUAAUAUUUUACACUCUUCAAAUCAGGUAUCCAUAAGUGGUGAUUCAGAAAUUGGUCGUAAGACAUGUAAAAAUAUCGAGUUUGAAAAAAGAGAAUCUUUAGAUGAUCUUAUUAAAACAACUUUUAAAAAUAUCGAUAUUAAGAAAGAUAAAGAAAUGAAUAAAUUACAAGAAAAGUUAAUUGAAGUUUUAAAUGAGUUUGCAAAAAAUAAUACUAGUACAGAUGAAAAAGAUAAAUUUUUAUUUUUAGACAGUUUAGAUAGUUCUACUGAAGAAUAUAAAAAGAUCAUGCAAAACGGACAUUAUAAAAAUUAUAAAAGUGAUAGUACAGAAAAAAUUAUAUCAUCAAUUGAAAGUAUAAAAGUAAAUGAUCUAAGCUUACCUAAAAAUGGUGACAAAUUAAAUGAGCAUGAAAAUGAUAAAAAAAAAGAAAAACGAAAAAAAAAAAAAAAAAAUCAUAAUUCAAAAAAUGAUAAAACCGAACAAGAAAAGAAAAAAAAAGAAGAUACUGAUAAGAAACAAUUUUUUAGUACAGUUACUGAAGUAAUAGCUAGCCAAAAAAAAGAUGUUCCCCACAAUCAUAUAAAAAAUAUAUCUGAUAAAGAAAGUGUUGAAAUUUCUGAAUCAAGUGAUGGAAAUAGUUAUAAUUUAAAUGAAAAGGUGAUCUCAAAAAAAGAUGAAAAUUUAUGUGGGGUUAUAGAAAAGUUAGUAAAUAAAAAAAGAGAAAAAAAAAAAAAUAAAAUAACAGAAAAUUCUGAGACAACAAUUCAAAGCUUAAAAAAGGGGAAUAACAAAAUGGAUGACUUAAAAAUUCAAUCUAUAGAAACAAUAAAUAUAAGAAGCUCCGAAUUAAGUGAUAAUAUUAAUGAAAAUGCUGUAAAUAAAACAAGUUCCUUGAAAAAAGAAACAAGACUAAAGGGAAUUGAAGAUAAUAAAAAUUUAUCAGUAAAAAAUAAAAUACCUUCAAAUGACGACACCAAAUUUUCAACCUAUUUGAAUAAAAACCAAGAUGGAACAACCAAAAAUAUAAAAAAAACAAACAAAUUAUUAAACAAAAUGAUUGAUAAUGUUUUUGACAAACCAAUGGAUAAUAAAUCAGUAAAUAAAAGUAUGUUAAAUAUUCAAAAUAUGAUUGAGAAUAAUAUUAAAAAUAUUUUUUCGUCUGAAAAUUAUUAA
Plasmodium vinckei vinckei is the source of this 6801-nucleotide messenger RNA. Its product is annotated as regulator of chromosome condensation, putative. Lineage: Eukaryota; Apicomplexa; Aconoidasida; Haemosporida; Plasmodiidae. The transcript is spliced from 2 exons. Bases 1 to 6801 code for a protein of 2266 amino acids. The record is from RefSeq and is a predicted model, not a curated record.